Messenger RNA from Marasmius oreades (fairy-ring Marasmius), 1875 nucleotides. RefSeq lists its product as uncharacterized. The transcript is spliced from 7 exons. Gene Ontology annotation, cellular component: RNA polymerase III complex. NCBI's taxonomy places the organism in Eukaryota, Fungi, Basidiomycota, Agaricomycetes, Agaricales, Marasmiaceae. The record is from RefSeq and is a predicted model, not a curated record. Gene Ontology annotation, molecular function: single-stranded DNA binding. Gene Ontology annotation, biological process: DNA-templated transcription. Bases 487 to 1827 code for a protein of 446 amino acids.
CCAUCUUUCCUCUUUUUUCGACGUCGUCAUCGACGAUGGCAGACGCGUCCACCCGUCGUCUCUGUGGCCAAAUCAUCUCAACUCAUUUCGGUCCUCUCACCGCAAAGGUAGCAGAAACCCUAUUGACCAGAGGCCGUCUCACAUUCCCAACCGUGGUUCGAUUCUCUCAACUAAAACCACGAACCGUACGAACCUCUAUCCUAACAUUAAUCCAACACAACUGUCUAUGGCACGCUACAGACGACACCGACGAGGUUCUAGAAUUCAACACAGAAGAAUGUCUGAAUCGGUUAAGCUUUGGUUUCUACGCCUAUCAAGCUCAACUACUUUUUGGUGAUGCGGUAUGUGAGUCAACUUAUUUUUUUCAUACGGGCUGCAAAACAAACCCCACCCGCAUCUCAUUUUUUUUUGCUUUCGCAAUUGUUUUAGGCUUCUGAGAUUAUUCAACUCGUACUGGAUCAUGGUAAACUUCGACCACCCGAUAUAAUGUCCAACUUGGUUCACGAUUCACGAAAAGGGAAUGCGGUCUUCGCACAAGCGCUACACACCCUUGUCUCCAAACGCUAUCUCAAACCUUCCACCACACUUUCACAUAUCUCGCCACGAGACAAGCGUAUCAAGUACGAGGCCGACGAACGCGCGAAGCUCACUGGUCUUCCGACUCCUAAGCAGUUACGCGAAGUCAAAGUGGUGGCAUAUUCCAGACUAAAACGUGAAGAGGAGGAGGCGGAGAAAGUUGGCCUGAAAAGAAAAGCACCAGACACUAUACCCAAACCAAAAAAGCGAAAAUCAACAUCAGCGAUUAACAAGACAGUGGAUGAAACGGUAGUCGAUGAAUCAGUCUAUUUUCGCGUCAACUACGAUCGGUUCAACAUCCAUCUCCGGAACUCUCUAAUCGAACGAGCUGCCAGAGAACGCUUCAACGAUGGUGCAGCCUUAACGAUACGUGCAGCUCUAGAACUUACCCUACCCAACCAAAUGAGUUUGGCGGACGUCAGAUCAGAUCCAAUAUCAAUCUCCAACAUCAUCCAACACCUCAACUCACCCGAAAACGAAGCCACGCUCAUCUCCGGACUGGUUCAUUCUUCAAAACGACCUUCACCCGCAGCGUGUAUCAAAGAAUACAUCGGAAUGCUCGCAUCAGCUGAUAACCCGACACCCGAAGGGAAAGCAUCUGCUUUCCUCACUUUCACCUUAGGCGGCGGCGGCAGCAGCGUUGGAGGCAGCACCAGCCACAACCACAAAAUCCAAGUCGACUUCGAAACCCUCACCCGCCGACUCCGUCUACGUCUCCUGGAAGACAUCACUCUCGAAAAACACGGUCCCCCAGGCCUCCGCAUUCUCCGUCUUCUCCUCUCCCUCCCUGGCUCUCAACCGAAACUAGACGAAAAACAGAUCGCUAAAAACGUGAUGAUGGUAGCGAAAGACGUACGGUCUUUCCUUACUGCGCUUUCGGCAGAUGGGAUAGUGAGUAUAGCUGAAGUACCCAAGACGGCAGAUCGGAAUCCGACGAGGAUGUUUUAUUUGUGGUAUGUGGAUGUUGAGAGAGCUUUGACAGGGGUUUUACAUGGGUUGUAUAAGACGUUGUAUAAUAUUUCGGCGAGGAGGCAGGCAGAGAGGGAGGAUCCGAUGGUGGUUGCGGUGUUGGAGAAGAGAGAACGAAGUGAUGUGAAGGAAGAUGAGGGGCUGUUGAGUGCGAUGGAGAAGGAUACGAUCAGGUUGUGGGAAGAUACGGAAGAGAGGCUAGGGGUGCUGGAGGGGAGAAUUCAGGAAUGCGUGUUCAUUGUAAGAGAACUGGGGAAAGUAGGAGGUAUUUCUGACGAAUAAUGUAGGUUGUCACUUAUGUAGCUCAACGUCGCUUCAUAUCUUUAGCCG